GAUUUAAGUAUAAAUACUAGCAAUGUCAAUGUAAAGUUGUAUUCUGGACCAGUCUACAUCAUGAAGUUUAUUCUGAUCUGUAUGCUCCUUGGAGCUGCUGCUGCAUUUGAUGAUGAUAAAAUUGUUGGAGGCUAUGCUUGUGCCAAGAACUCUGUCCCAUACAUUGUAUCCCUGAACUCUGGCUACCAUUUCUGUGGAGGUACUCUGAUUAACAGUCUGUGGGUAGUGUCUGCUGCUCACUGCUACAAGGCGAGUGUUCAGGUCAGACUGGGAGAGCAUAACAUUGCCGUAAAUGAGGGCACUGAGCAGUUCAUCAGCUCUUCCAGGGUCAUCAGACAUGGUAGCUAUAACUCCUGGACACUGGACAAUGACAUCAUGUUGAUCAAGCUGGCCUCUCCUGCCUCCUUCAACUCCUACGUGAACGCUGUGGCUCUGCCCUCUGGCUGUGCCGCCGCUGGUACUAGCUGUCUGAUUGCUGGAUGGGGAAACACACUCAGCAGUGGAUCCAAUUACCCUAAUGAUCUGCAGUGCCUGAAUGCCCCCAUUCUGACUGAUAGCCAGUGCAAUAACGCCUACCCUGGAGAGAUCACCAGCAACAUGAUCUGUGUUGGAUACAUCGAGGGUGGCAAGGAUUCCUGCCAGGGUGACUCUGGUGGACCCGUGAUCUGUAAUGGUCAACUCCAGGGUGUUGUAUCCUGGGGAUAUGGCUGUGCUCAGAGGAACUACCCCGGAGUCUACACCAAGGUCUGCAACUUCAAUUCCUGGAUCCAGAGCACCGUUGCGGCUAAUUAAAAUCCCUUGUGAAAUAUGCGUGUUUCUCUUCACAGUUAAUUAUUUUUUUUUGUUACCAUCUACUACUUGACCCAAAUCUAAUUACUGUGUUAUAAUAAACAAUAUUAAAAUAAA
Pelobates fuscus (common spadefoot toad) is the source of this 906-nucleotide messenger RNA. Its product is annotated as trypsin. Bases 61 to 792 code for a protein of 243 amino acids. Lineage: Eukaryota; Metazoa; Chordata; Amphibia; Anura; Pelobatidae. The record is from RefSeq and is a predicted model, not a curated record. Gene Ontology annotation, molecular function: serine-type endopeptidase activity. Gene Ontology annotation, biological process: proteolysis. The transcript has 5 exons.